GGCAAGCGUGGGAGCCUCGGGGGGGGGGCGGGGCGGGGGCGCUGGGCGGCCUGCCCCGGAGGGCCCCCCACGGGGGGUUUCGUUAUCCCCACCAUAAGGUUUAAUUGGCGGCCCGGACCUUGGCCAAGCUGCUUCCCUGCCCUGGGAAUUUCCUGAUCUAUAAAACGGAGAUUGGUGGGUGGAAGGACGCAAAGCCAUCCCUAGGGUGCUGGGCAGGGCGCCGAGGAUACGGGUCCAAGAAAAGGGAACCAUCCCUACUCAUUAGCUUACUUGUGCAAAGUGCUCCAGAAAUAAUACCCUCACACUCCCCGGCGUGGGCUCACAUCACCCUUGGCAAGAGGCCACUACGGAGCCACAGCCGAGGAAGGCCCUGGCUGCUUCCUGUCCCCUCCAAGAAGAUGCUUCCCAAGGUGGCCAUCGGCAGCCUGCUCCUUCUCAGUGUGCUCUGGAUGGAUGUGGCCUGGGCGGGCUCCAGUUUCCUGAGCCCUGAGCACCCCAAGACCCAGAGGAAGGAAUCCAAGAAGCCAUCUGCCAAACUUCAGCCCCGAGACAUGGAAGACCCUUUCAGUCAGCCCGGAGGAGUGGAGAAGGGUUUGGAAAUCCAGUUCAACGCUCCCUUUGACAUUGGAAUUAAAGUGGCAGAGGCUCAGUAUCGUCAGUAUGGUCACGCACUGGAAAAGGUCCUACAGGAGAUUCUUUUGGAAGAGAACCAAGGAAAUACAGGAGAAAACUGACACUGGAGAGAGAGAAAGAUGAGCCCCCACAUUUUUCUAACCAACAUGCAUCAUUCCUAGUUUCGCAUUCAUAUUUGCUUCCCUGACAACUUCCUCUAUCUGUGUAUUAACUAUAUGCUGGGGAGAGAAAUAAAAUUCCCAUUGUAGUCCAAGACCUAAAAAA
Molecule: messenger RNA, 897 nt
Organism: Sarcophilus harrisii (Tasmanian devil)
Lineage: Eukaryota; Metazoa; Chordata; Mammalia; Dasyuromorphia; Dasyuridae
Gene: GHRL
Product: ghrelin and obestatin prepropeptide
Exons: 7
Coding region: 399-734 (111 amino acids)
Biological process (GO): gastric acid secretion; negative regulation of inflammatory response; regulation of response to food
Cellular component (GO): extracellular region
Molecular function (GO): ghrelin receptor binding; growth hormone-releasing hormone activity
Source: RefSeq, a predicted model, not a curated record